CACUUUUUCAACUCCAACCAAGCAACAAGCUCUCAUCACUCAACCUCCGACUGCUCCCUUCCCUCCAAACCACCUUUUGACUUGUCAACCGGCUGGUCCCCGACCCUUGCCCGACAUGUUGGCGAGAUCUUCUCUGCGCUCGAUGCGCAUUCUCAAUGGCGCCCGGAACGGCUCCUCCGCCGUGGCCAAGCGGUCCCUCUCGAGCUCCGGCGCCUCCGCCGAAUCUCCUAUGAAGCUGAACAUGGCCGCUGCCGCUUCCACCGCUCUCGCCAUUGGAUCCGUCGCCUGGUACUACCACCUUUACGGACCGACUGCCCACGCUGCGACGCCUGCUGAGGAAGGUCUCCAUCCUACACAGUACCCCUGGGUUCACGCACAAUGGUUCAAGACCUUCGAUCACCAAGCUCUUCGCCGUGGUUUCCAGGUUUACCGUGAAGUGUGCAUGGCUUGCCACUCUCUGAGCCGUAUUCCUUACCGAUCUCUUGUCGGUACUAUCCUCACUGUGGACGAGGCUAAGGCCAUGGCCGAGGAGAACGAGUACGACAGCGAACCUAACGACGAGGGGGAGAUCGAGAAGCGACCCGGAAAGUUGUCUGACUACAUCCCUGCUCCCUACAAGAACGACGAGGCUGCCCGAGCUGCCAACAACGGUGCUCUCCCUCCUGAUCUAAGCUUGAUCAUUAAGGGACGUCACGGUGGAUGCGACUACGUUUUCAGCUUAUUGACCGGUUAUCCUGAUGAGCCCCCUGCUGGUGCUCAGGUUGGUGCUGGUCUCAAUUUCAACCCCUACUUCCCCGGUACUGGUAUUGCCAUGGCUCGUGUCCUGUACGAUGGUCUGGUCGAAUACGAAGACGAAACCCCUGCGACGGCAUCUCAGAUGGCCAAGGACGUUGUCGAAUUCCUCAACUGGGCUGCAGAGCCUGAAAUGGACGACCGGAAGCGUAUGGGUAUGAAGGUUCUAGCUGUUACUAGCGUAUUGUUUGCUCUCAGCGUCUGGGUCAAGAGGUACAAGUGGGCAUCGAUCAAGUCAAGGAAGAUUGUCUAUGACCCUCCAAAACUCCCUAACAAUACCCGAUUUUAAGCCCCUAUGCAUGUAUGUACUACUAGACUCCCGACGAUUCCUUUGUUUGUGGCAAAGGGGAGAAAACUUUGAUGUUGCCGGUUGGGCGAAGCAGCCCCGAGUCGCGAUUUUAGAGUGUAAAUCAAAUUUCUCUGUUUUUAGACGUUUACAGAGUUUUUGCUUGCCUAGGAAGAAUUUAGCGAGUGGUACGAACAUAGAAAGUCGGAACCGUGAUAUUUAUAACCUUGGAACACAUAUACUGCAAUAUGUAGUCCUAUCUUCAAAUUCUCAUCGACACCCUAAUUUUCUCCCACGGCCGUCCGGUAGCAACCUUUCAUAGUAAAACACAAAAAGAAUUAAAAUUCCCUUCGUUCAACUACGCUGU
Xylaria bambusicola is the source of this 1445-nucleotide messenger RNA. Its product is annotated as cytochrome c1. The record is from RefSeq and is a predicted model, not a curated record. Bases 116 to 1081 code for a protein of 321 amino acids. Gene Ontology annotation, molecular function: heme binding; electron transfer activity. Gene Ontology annotation, biological process: mitochondrial electron transport, ubiquinol to cytochrome c. NCBI's taxonomy places the organism in Eukaryota, Fungi, Ascomycota, Sordariomycetes, Xylariales, Xylariaceae. The transcript is spliced from 4 exons.